This is a messenger RNA of Drosophila erecta, 628 nucleotides long. It is a transcript of the gene Obp69a, whose product is annotated as general odorant-binding protein 69a. Lineage: Eukaryota; Metazoa; Arthropoda; Insecta; Diptera; Drosophilidae. Gene Ontology annotation, molecular function: odorant binding. Bases 15 to 485 code for a protein of 156 amino acids. The transcript is spliced from 5 exons. The record is from RefSeq and is a predicted model, not a curated record. Gene Ontology annotation, biological process: sensory perception of smell.
CCGCAGCCUAAAAAAUGCUCAGUUGGACCGUAGCAAAAAUGGCUGCAAGGCAUUUAAGCCUUAUUUUAGCGCUACUCGUAAUCUAUGAUUUAAUUCCUGUUAAUCAAGGAGUGGAAAUUAAUCCAACGAUCAUAAGGCAGGUGAGAAAACUGCGAAUGCGAUGCAUAAAUCAGACAGGAGUUUCCGUUGAAACCUUAGACAAGUCGGUGAAAAAUAGAAUACUACCCGCAGAGCCUGAUUUCAAAUGUUUUCUCUACUGCAUGUUUGAUAUGUUCGGAUUGAUUGACUCACAAAACAUCAUGCACUUGGAAGCGCUGUUGGAAGUUUUACCCGAGGAAAUACACAAAACUAUUAACGGAUUGGUCGGUGCAUGUGGUACUCAGAAGGGAAAAGAUGGCUGUGAUACCGCUUAUGAAACCGUCAAAUGCUACAUCGCUACAAACGGCAAAUUCAUAUGGGAAGAGAUAAUAGUGCUAAUUGGGUAGCGCUAACCCACCUGAAUAUAUCCCGAUCCACGAUUCCCAAGAGCAGCAAGCAGCGCAGGUUGCGCAGCGCCUCGAUCUGAACGCGCACCAUCUGGGCCUGCCAAAGAGAUCCCCGUCAAUAAAAUCACUUUCUCCAAAGCGCA